AUGCCCAAACACACGGAAACCAGCAGUAAAUCAGAAAAGUCCACCGUCGACUCGUUUGAUCUACAGCAGCUUCCCAGCAGGUUGAUCCAGUAUCCAGCCAGGCCAUGUAAGGGGCGUAUCACUGUGACAAAAGAUGAUCUGGCGUGUCUGGGUGAGGGCAUGUACCUCAAUGACAUCAUCGUCGACUUCUACCUCAAGUACCUUCUGGAAGGAGUAGGUGGCGCUGUGGCUGAGAGCAGCCAUGUGUUCAGCAGUUUUUUUUACAAACAGCUGAGCAGACGGCAAACCGCCAGCGAAGAUGCCGCCAACUUUGUUUCUGAUCGCCACAUGAGACACCAGAGGGUGAAGAGGUGGACCCGUAAUGUUGACAUUUUCAAGAAAGACUUCCUGUUUGUGCCUGUCAAUCAGUCCUCUCAUUGGUUCUUGGUGGUGGUUUGCUUCCCGGGACUGGAGGCGGUUCAGUCCGAGGUCCGACACAGGCCAGCAGGUGGAGCAGAGCGAGCCGGUGAAAACGGAGCUGUCACUCGGACGUCCCAGCAGCCUCCGGAGUGCACUCGGAGAGGCUGUCAGAAAGACACCGUGAUGAAGAGGCCGUGCAUCCUUGUCAUGGAUUCGCUCAAUCUGUCGAGCCACGAGGACGUCUGCAAACACCUUCGAGAUUACCUACAGGUGGAAUGGGAGGUCCGAAAGUGCACGCCCCGCUUCUUCACGCAGGCCACAAUGCCGAACAUCACCUGCAGGGUCGGCCAACAGGACAACGGCUACGACUGCGGGUUGUAUCUGCUGCAGUAUGUGGAGAGCUUCCUGCAGAACCCCGUACUGCACUUUGGCCCCCCCAUUACCUUACAAAGCUGGUUUCCACGGAAACAAGUGCGACAGAAGAGGGAGAAGAUCAGGAGGCUGAUUCUCCAGAUGCAUCGUGAACAGCAGAAGGAAUCGGACAAUCAGCCACUGUGA
Thalassophryne amazonica is the source of this 957-nucleotide messenger RNA. RefSeq names its product sentrin-specific protease 7-like. The record is from RefSeq and is a predicted model, not a curated record. Gene Ontology annotation, biological process: protein desumoylation. Gene Ontology annotation, cellular component: cytoplasm; nucleus. The transcript is spliced from 10 exons. The coding region runs from base 1 to 957 and encodes 318 amino acids. Gene Ontology annotation, molecular function: SUMO-specific endopeptidase activity. Lineage: Eukaryota; Metazoa; Chordata; Actinopteri; Batrachoidiformes; Batrachoididae.